AUGGAUUUAGAAGCAGACAUUUCAUGGAACAAUGUCAGUUACGAAGACAGUUACGAGGAAUGUUUGAACAUGACAAUUGCAGAGUGCCGUCUGGGGCCCCCAAGAUACCCGCUCUCGACUGUCAUCCCUAUGACAAUCGUCUACGUAGUCAUUUUAAUGACAGGAGUCAUUGGUAACAUCUGUACUUGCAUUGUCAUAAACAGGAAAGGCUACAUGCACACGGCGACCAACUAUUAUCUCUUCAGUUUAGCCAUUUCUGAUUUGCUGCUGUUAGUUUUGGGCUUGCCGGAUGAACUGUACCAGCUAUGGUACCGGUACCCUUACGCUUUUGGAGAAGCAUUCUGUAUCCUACGUGGACUGACAUCUGAGAUGUCCACCAACGCUUCUAUUCUGACCAUAACUGCUUUUACCUUCGAACGAUACGUCGCCAUUUGCCAUCCAUUAAGUGUAAAAACGAAAGCGAAUCUACCAAGAGCUGUGAAAACCAUAUUGGCCAUCUGGUUCGUGGCUGCUUUGUGCGCAUUGCCAACUGUCUUGCAGUUUGGCAUCAAGUACGAGGAAGGCAGAAGUGGGGAGAUUUUAUGGGACACUGCCAUGUGUAGCGUGAAGAAUCCCCUGCCGCAUAUAUUCGAAAUUUCCACCUGUUUAUUCUUUGUUCUACCAAUGAUAUUGAUGUCUGUGCUCUACGUGCUUAUUGGUGUUCGUCUUAAGCAGAGUAGUGGCGGGAAACAUGGAGAUAGUUUGAACGAAGGAAACUCUACAGUCAUGAGACAAAAAAUCAGUUCCAGAAAGUCCGUGGUCAGAAUGCUAGUUGCAGUUGUCAUAUCCUUCUUCAUCUGUUGGUCGCCGUUCCACGCUCAGCGACUCCUUGCCAUCUACACGGAGAAAGUAACCCCUACCUUGCUGCUCACCUUCACGAUCCUCACCUACACGUCGGGGGUGACGUAUUACCUCAGCGCCACUGUCAACCCCAUCCUUUACCAGCUGUUCUCCGUCAAAUUCCGACAAGCGUUCAAAGACACGUUCGCCGUCUGCUGCAAGACUGGGAAAGACAGUUCAAACCUCCAGUUCGAGAAUUCUCGCUACAAAGUGAGUUGCAACAACGGAAACGAUCCUUUUGCAACUUCGGCCAGCUGGGCUGCAGAAGCGACCAAUCAUCAAGAAUUAUAA
This is a messenger RNA of Uloborus diversus, 1170 nucleotides long. RefSeq names its product pyrokinin-1 receptor-like. Lineage: Eukaryota; Metazoa; Arthropoda; Arachnida; Araneae; Uloboridae. Gene Ontology annotation, biological process: neuropeptide signaling pathway. Gene Ontology annotation, molecular function: neuromedin U receptor activity. Gene Ontology annotation, cellular component: plasma membrane. The record is from RefSeq and is a predicted model, not a curated record. Bases 1 to 1170 code for a protein of 389 amino acids. The transcript is spliced from 2 exons.